AUGAGUGACAUAAAAGAAGAAAAUCAUAUUGUGCUUACAGAAUCAUUCGAAGAUAAUGAGAAAACUUUUGUUAAUAAUGAGGAAAUUACCAAAGAUAAUGAGUAUCCUACGUCGGAAGAAGAAGAGAGUGAUCUUGUCCCUAAAAUUGGAAUGAAGUUCAAUGAGGAGAAAGACAUUUUUGAAUUUUACAAAAGAUAUACUUACCAUGUGGGUUUUCUUGUUAAAAGAAAGAGUUCGAGGAAGGGUGAUGACGGUGUUCUAAGUUAUAACUCAACUGUUGUUGAAGUUGGUGGAUAUGAGAACCUGACGUUUGUGGAAAAGGAUUGUAGAAAUUACAUUGAUCAGGUGAAGAGAUUAAGACUUGGGGAAAGAGAUGCUGCUGUUAUUCAAGCUUAUUUUUCGAAGAUUGUGGAUUUGAAUAAAGAUGACAGAGUGAAGAACGUCUUUUGGGCUGAUAAUAGAUAUAGACAAGCAUUUAAGGAAUUCGACGAUAUUGUCACAUUUGACACCACAUACUUGACCAAUAGGUACGACAUGUCGUUUGCUCUAUUCGUUGGUGUAAAUGACCAUAGACAGUCGACACUGCUUGGAUGUGGUACUAUUUCCAACGAGGACCCCAGGACUUUUGUGUGGUUGUUUAGGACAUGGCUUGAGUGUAUGAAGGAUCAAGCACCUGUAGGAAUAAUCACUGGUCAAGAUAGGACCAUGCAAAAUGAUAUUGAGAUAGUCUUCCCUAACACAAAUCAUAGAUGGUGUUUGUGGCAUAUAUUAAAGAAGUUACCUGAAAAAUUUGGUAACAAUAGCUCUAAGGCAUAUAUUCUUUCAGGCGUACAUAAGGUGGUGUAUGAAUCACAGAGUCCUGAAGAAUUCGAGUACGCAUGGAAUUCAAUGAUUGAGAAAUGUGCACUGCAUGACAAUGAUUGGUUGUUUGGACUUUACAAAGAAAGUUGUCGUUGGGUCCCAUGGUUCGUGAAAACCAAUUUUUAG
Molecule: messenger RNA, 987 nt
Organism: Diospyros lotus (date-plum)
Lineage: Eukaryota; Viridiplantae; Streptophyta; Magnoliopsida; Ericales; Ebenaceae
Product: protein FAR-RED IMPAIRED RESPONSE 1-like
Exons: 4
Coding region: 1-987 (328 amino acids)
Biological process (GO): regulation of DNA-templated transcription
Source: RefSeq, a predicted model, not a curated record